This is a messenger RNA of Sebastes umbrosus (honeycomb rockfish), 3659 nucleotides long. RefSeq lists its product as uncharacterized. NCBI's taxonomy places the organism in Eukaryota, Metazoa, Chordata, Actinopteri, Perciformes, Sebastidae. The record is from RefSeq and is a predicted model, not a curated record.
UUGUAAAGAAGAAAAGAGCUUCAGUGAAACCGGAAGUUCCUUGUGUGUCCGUUAUGUGACAGCCCGCCAUUACAGCCUCCAGCAGCAACAGCCGGUACCGGUACCGGUACCGAGCCGCUGCUGCUGCUGCUGCUGCUGCGGAGAGAGACAGACAGAGAUCACCGGAAUCAGUCAACAGAAUCACACUGAUUCAUCUCUCUAUUCCGUUAACGAACACACUGAUGACGACACAACACACAAACACACUAUUAACAGACAGAGGAUCACAGGAAGACCCAAACACGGAGUACUGACGGAGUACUGACGGAGUACUGACACUGAAGAAAGAGGGAUUAGGAAUUCUCAUGGCGGACGCACUGGCCUCUGAUUGGCUCACGGUGACGGGCUGCGGGCCAAUCAGAGGGCGCGCUGCUUCUCCUAGCAACAAGAGGAACUUUUUCUGUUAGUUGUAACUGACGGUGUGAAACUGUUGGUUUGACGCCAUUUUACAGCCGGUUGGUAACAAUUUAACUCAGAGAGACUCCAACGAUGGAGGAGACAUCUCGUCUCAGAAGAUCUCAAACCAAUGUGCCGUCGUCAGGAGGGGCAGGAGAAGAAGAACGAGAGGAGGGUUCACAACUGGUAGCACCACUGUUGACUCCACCUUCGCCCCACCCGUGACUCCACCUCUGCCCCACCACCCGUCCUGGGGCGUGAACAGCAGCGAGGAGGACGCACAUAGAAAAGAGACGGUGAGAGAGCGACAGCUGCAGAAUCACCACAGCAACCUACGUCGUCCGCAUCGUCCAUCACACCUCCAGAAGGGUUACCUCGAGCUCCCCGUCAGCUGACCGGCCUCCUCCGACAUGCUCUGCCUGCUGCGCUGCCUGUGUGCUCUCAUCGGGCUGGCAGUGUCUUCAGGUGCUCCGGUAAUUAAUGGUUCUUCAGUGUUGAACAUCAGCUCCAUGCCCAUCACCUAUUAUGGAAAGAAGUACGAGCAAGUCUAUGUGAGCUUUACGAACGACCACACGACGUUCUGUUUCGACGGCUAUUACGACCCUCCAACCAGACAGGACUGCAUCGUGGCGGCUCCGGCAGCUGUGACGCUUUUUGCUUAUCAAUUUAUUCCAGCUACUUCUACCGUACUUAAAGCUAUACCUAGCAUUACGUCUGCGUUUGUCGGCGAGGUGGUUAUCAGCGUGAAGCUCGACACAGUUCAUAGAUUUGAAUUCCUUAACUGCGGGACAGAAGCAGGCCUGUUUUUGGACGGGCCGGUUGGAUUGGUGGAUCUUCUCGUCAACGGUAUCACAGUCGAUACGUUGAAGGUUAAUUCUACUGAAGGUGCAGUAUUUGACAUCAGCGGAUGCAGACACUCAGGUUUUGUGUAUAAACGUGGUCAAGUGUUCGCCGACAGAGACUCCUGCUCAUUCUGUAAUGACUCUGCAGUCGUCGUCAUCACCAGAAAAUGUGGCAACAUGGAGCGUUGUCAAGGCAACGGCAUCUGCAUGUUGGACACCUCCUGCACCGUGACCGGCCCCAACAUCAUCGACGUUAACAACAACGUUCACAUCGUCAAGGAUCGCUGUGCGUACUCUCUGCUGUCCACUCCGUCAGUCCUAGACUUCCACGUGCUGGCGAACUUCCGGGAACGCCGUCAUAAAGACGUGAGCUUUCUGGACAGCGUGACACUGCGACUGGGCGGGUCGGGUGUCGACAUCCACCUGGAACAAGGCGGGAGAGUUCGGCUGGACGACACGGUGCUGAGCCUUGACAGCUUGGCUCAGACGUUUCAUGGCGUGGAGCUCUCCAAGGACCCGACUGGAGUCACCGCCACGAGGUCGGUCUCCAACCACACCAUUUCUGUCUUCUUUGACGGCAACACCGCACAGAUCAUCUUCAAAGGAGACGGCGCUGCAGUUGAUGCGUCUCUUGAUGGUUUGUGUGGAAACUCCAGGAUGUCUUUGAGUGACGCGUUGCUCGAGGAAAGCGCCAGCGGCUGUGCGGUGCUGCACAGUGGUGCCGCUGACAGCACCAUCAACUGCAGCAUGGUGACUGAACGCUGUAACCUCCUGAAGGAGGUGCCCUUCACCGUCUGUCACAACCUCAUCGGCCCAGAGCCUUACAUCAUAGCCUGCGUUGAAACGUUGUGCAGAUAUCCGGCGGUGGACGCUCUCAACUGUCAGUUCCUGGAGGCGUACGCCGCAGCCUGCAGUCUGAACAGCAGCACGUACCGCACAGACGCCCUGGAGGGCUGGAGGUCGCAGGCCGGCUGCUCGCCGCCUCAGGCCUUCUGUCAGGACAGGAUCUGCGGUGGUCACGAGUUCUGUGCGGAGAAGACAGACGGUGGUGAAAUCGGCUGCUUCUGUCGCGCCAUUUUCGCCUCCCCUUAUACUUCGGCAGGCACUUUGGGUGACCCGACGGUCUGCGGGCCAAACUCUGCUUCGGUUUCUCUGCUCGGUUGUCUCCUGGAGGAAGAAGGCAUCGACUACUCGUCCUUACGCCUCAAAGACCAGACUUGCACGGGUCACAUGGACGAGCUGACCGGCAAGGUGACCUUCAGGUUCAACAGCAGCAACAGCUGCGGGACGGAGGUCACGGCCAACAACAGCCAAAUCAUCUACAAGAACACCAUCGCGACCCAGAACAGCUCCUCUGACGUCAUCAUUCACCGAGAGCAGGUUUACAUCGACUUCUCCUGCGUCUACACUCAGCCGGAGAUCAAGUCCGAGGCCUUAACGGUCCUGGACAGCUCUGUGAUCCAGCACGUCAUGUCUGGAUCUUGGAAUUACACUCUGUCCAUGAAGGCCUACACCGACGCCGGCCGCACACGAGCCGUGCAGCUCGGCACCCACGUCAAGCUGGACCAGAAGAUCUGGGUGGAGCUGAAGACCGACGGGCUGGAGGGCAGCUUGGUCGCCGUGGUGACCGACUCCUGCUGGGCGACCAGCGAGGCGUCGCCGGCGCGAAACCCGAGAUACGACCUGAUCACGAACGGCUGUGGGAACCCCAACGACAAGACGCUGAAGGUGGAGGGGAACGGGCUGGGAACGUCCAACCACUUCUCCUUCAACAUGUUCCAGUUCUCAAGGACCUCCGGUGACGUCUACCUGCACUGCAAAGUCAAGCUGUGUCCCAAACUGAACCAAGACUGCAGCCCGAGCUGUAGCGGAGGAGUUCGAGGACGCAGAUCUUCCAGGCCCAAAUAUGAAGACGAAGCCACAGCCUUCAUCACCAUGGCCUGGACUAAUUAGGUUGUUUCCAUGGCAACCUGAUUCCUUGGCUUGAGCUCGGUCGUGAUCCAGAACCUUGUCUGGGAGAGUCCUUCAGAUCUGGAUCAAGUGGUCUCACACUGCUGGCUUCUAACAUCUAUAAAACAUAUGUGGUGAAGGGAAGUUAUUGAUUCUGUUCUAUGCAAUGAGCAAUAAUAAGUGACACUUAAGUCUGUAGAGGACACCACAGUAUAACUUUAAAUGACCUCUAUAUUUGACCUUUUGGUUCUCUCUGGAUGCCUGUAACAUGACGUAUUAAUUAUGUAUUAAUCUAAACUGGAUCCUGCUCUCACUGUGUUUUCUAAUACAAGCUGCAGCUCAGAUAUCUCAUGAUGUCAUGAUAUGAGUUGAGCUGUUUCAUGUUUCUUAACAGCAAAGAGAUGAAUUAAAAUGUAUGUGAGAUAAUCAAAA